Messenger RNA from Prorocentrum cordatum, 2115 nucleotides. The record is from the annotation of a GenBank genome assembly. NCBI's taxonomy places the organism in Eukaryota, Dinophyceae, Prorocentrales, Prorocentraceae.
AUGGCGCUUCCGCCCCUCGCGGCGCUGACCGGCGUCGGCAGCUGCGACAUCAACGCCGACAGGACCGCGGAGGCCGGGGUGCGCGCGCAGCGGCAGAGGACCCGCUCCAUGGGCGUGCUGACCCGUGGGCUGGGGCGAGUUCUGGCGGCGGUGGUCGCGCUGACGCGGGAGGUGAGGCGGGACCUGCCCCAGCCGCACUUGCUGCAGGAGUACCUCGUGGCGCGCCCCCUGGAGCUGCUGGCCCUCCGCCGCGUCAUGGAGCGCCUCGCCUCGGACCUGGAUACACGCUUCACGGCCUUGCACGAGGCGCAGUCCUUUUGCAUCGACGGGCAGGUACAGCGGAUCGCGGAGCACCAUGACGGGCUUGCCACCCACGACCAGCAGAUUGCCGAGCUCCGCGAGGGGCUCAGGCUGGCCAGCGCCGCCGUCCCUGUCGCACCGACUUCGCGUGGCUGGGAGCGCGUCCCUGACCCGUGUGUCGUGGUCAUCACCACCGAGCGACGUAAAGACGUGCCUCUCGGACGAGUGCAGGCUGCCCUUCAGCCUCUUAUCCAGGAGGCCCAGUUUUCCGAGGGGGACUACACCUACGAGGGCGAUGAACUCGGCUCCUACUUCAAGCUCCGUGUCCGUGGCGCCGUCGGCUACGCUAGCAAAAUCGUCGGCCGCAUCCUCGCCUGCCAGCAGAACGAUGACAAGAGCUGGAAGCGCAUCGAGGCCCAGAACACUAAUGGAAUGGAGGCACCGUCCCGCUUUUUCUCAGCGUGGACAAGAACCAGCGCCAGAUCUCAGGCGAGACGGCCCUCCGCAAGCUCAAAACGCGCCUUCGAGGGCAACCUGGGAGGCAAGUUCUACGUCGACCGCGAGCAGCUGGCCCUCACGCGGGACAACCAGCACUUGGUCCGCAUCGAGCCUGCCAACCCUGGCCCCCACAAGAUCUACUGGAACCUCCCCUGGCUCCGGGCAGCGGGGCUCCAGCGCGAGCAAUUGGAGCCGCUGGCCAAGUUCAAGUUCCUCUACAAGUACUUCCUGAAGAAAUACACCAUCAUGGUCCAGGAGUCCCAUGGGCACGAACUCCUCCUGCGUGAUGUCCUGCACCAGCAGCACGUGCAGUAUAGUGCCUUCGGCUCCUACAUGGACCAGCGCAGCAGCGGCGGGGUGACUACCUUCGUCCCGAAGGUGCCGGGUUGGACCGCUACUCCUGAAGAAGUUUACUACGGUCGCGACCUACGCGUUCACCUCGCUGCAGAGUCUGGGCCUGAGUCAAUGAUUCUGUGGAAUGUGCACAACCAGGAUAUCCCUGCAGACGACGUGACCGCCAUCUCCGCCUACAUCCAGGCCGACCUGCUCGAGGCCUCGGCCGACCCCGUACACUCCCUCGUCAUCGUCGGCGGCGACUUCAACAUAACGGAUGAAGAGCUGCAGGCUGUGCACCCGAGCAUUCCCUCCGAGGCCAUUGCCGAGGCCAGUGCCUCUCGGCACGCUCUCUCGGCAGCCAAGAGAGAAUGGCUAUGGCUGUGGAGCGAGUGCACGGAGCUGCACAAUGGGGCGCCCACCCACUACCAAAGUGGUGUCCGGUCGCGGUUGGACCGACUCUUCACGGGGAUGCCGCCGUGGAUGCUGACGGCCUCCUGGCAGGGCGCCCACGUGGUUUUGCCACCUGACGAGAUGCACCACCGGCAGCUCAGCGACCACGCCCUGAUCUCCGUGCAAAUGUUGGGUGCGGCGAAAGGGCCGCAACGCCCACGACCGAUUCUCAAGCAUUAUUUCACCGACCCGAGGUUCGAGCCCCUGGUCAACGCCACGCUGCAGGACGUCGACGUACUUCGCCACGAACCGCCUGCGCAGGUCGCCCUCAUGACGAAGGUGCUGCGGAACGCUGCCAGCAGCCUCCGCGACCUUGAGGUUGUCGGCAACCCAGCGGAUCCGAAGGUCAAGGCCAUGAUGUCCUGGUCGGCUAGCCGCGCGUACAUCCGCGGCCAGUGGCGUUUCAUGCUGAAGCUGAUGCACUCCUUCCCCGCCCUCCGGAACCAUUUUGCCGUAACGCAGGGCGAGAUCCGCCUCCUCGACGCCGGGCGUGAGGCCCUCAAACGGUCCUCCGUGCUGCCGAAUACGCAG